This is a messenger RNA of Mucor velutinosus, 1083 nucleotides long. Its product is annotated as lipin Ned1. The transcript is spliced from 5 exons. The coding region runs from base 1 to 1083 and encodes 360 amino acids. The record is from RefSeq and is a predicted model, not a curated record. Gene Ontology annotation, cellular component: SWI/SNF complex; Ino80 complex; transcription factor TFIID complex. NCBI's taxonomy places the organism in Eukaryota, Fungi, Mucoromycota, Mucoromycetes, Mucorales, Mucoraceae. Gene Ontology annotation, biological process: regulation of transcription by RNA polymerase II; chromatin remodeling. Gene Ontology annotation, molecular function: histone binding.
AUGAACGUCUAUACCCAAGAUAUCAAAAUUAUAUGUCAAAAUCAUGUAUUGAAAUCAAGCGCAAAAGCCUCUGAAGGACAUCCAUGGAGAAAUUGGAAGAUCAGGGUCGUGGCUGUAGAUAAUAAUCGAGAAAAGAAGGGAAAAUUGAAUCAUCUUUUGGAUCAUGUGGAAUACUGGCUGCAUCCAACAUUUGUAAAUCCUGUCAGAGAAUUUCAAAAGGAACCUUAUUUAUUGCAAGAGAAAGGUUGGGGAGAGUUUGAUAUGCGUGUCGUACUCUACUUUAAGGAUUUCUUGCAAGAACCUGAUCCAGAGGAGAUUCUGUUUGAUCUACACUUUCGUGAACCCAUCUAUACCAUCAAACACACCAUUGUCUUUAACAAUCCUUCGCCGGAACUGAUUCGGAUCUUGCAAAUGGAGCUUCCCAACAGUGAUCUACAGACAACCAUCCACAUUGAUAACAGAAAACGACGCACAAGCCCUAGCUUGAUGACAUCGAAAAAGAUCAGAACACCACCGUCGACAUCUUCGCCUGCAGACAAUGGAGGUUCCAUGGCACCUUCGCUCUCUUCUAACAAUCACAUCAAAUACCCUCCUACAUCGCCAUCGUUAACCAUGCUGUACAAUUUGCAAGAUCACGAAUCAAGUGCUGAAUCAGAUGAUUUGUAUCGAGCAGCGCACGGAUACAGACGGCAAAAGAAGCCAACGGUUCAAGAUGGUGUGAUUAUAGAUGAUAUUUACAACGAAACAGACAUAGAAAAUGCAAGCAGUAUACACUCCAAACAAGUGGACGACCAUGUUCGAAAAGCUUGGGGAAUACCAGUGGGGUUGGAUAUGCUGGAGCUAGCGAAACGAUUAACAUUAUUAACACCUGAGCAAAUAGAAGAAGUUCAGACAUUGAUCCUUCGAAACAAGAAAGAAGAAACAGUGGUGGAAGACAAUGACGAUGAAUUCAUGGUGGAUUUGUAUUCAUUAGGGCCCGAAUUACUGACACAAUUAUGGGAUUACACAACAGAAAAGAAAUCUCAACCCAAAGCCAUGGCACUAUCGCCAUUUUCACUAGUGCAAGCCAAUGCCAACAUGUAG